This is a messenger RNA of Rosa chinensis, 941 nucleotides long. Its product is annotated as dirigent protein 1. The record is from RefSeq and is a predicted model, not a curated record. The transcript has a single exon. NCBI's taxonomy places the organism in Eukaryota, Viridiplantae, Streptophyta, Magnoliopsida, Rosales, Rosaceae. Bases 145 to 681 code for a protein of 178 amino acids.
UUCUCACAAAGCUCCUCAUCUCCCUAGCCCUAGUUCUUGGUUUCCCAGUUAGCCCCACAUAUUUAGUUUCCUCUAGUUGCUAUCAGUUAAAGCAAUUACCAAGGAUAACUAUAGACAGAAACCCACCAACUCUUUCAUAUACCAAUGGCAUUAAACUUGAUACCCAAGUUACUGUUGGUCCUGGUUCUAUCCAUGACUACAUUUUCCGCCAUAGCCAGUAGCAGUAAAGAGUACAAAGAAACCCACAUGUCCAUGUUCCUUCAGGACUUCCUUACCGGUCCAAAUGUCACAGAUAUACCAGUUGCGGGUGUCGCUGGAAAGCUUUGGGCCUUCAAUCAAUUUGGAACACUUUACGUCAAUGACAAUCCUCUCACCGAAGGCCCAAGCCCACAAUCGGCAGAGGUGGGCCGAGCCCCAGGUAUUUUUAUGGCUUCAGCACUGGACGGAUCUAGUGGCCUUGUUGCGUUUUCAGUUGUGUUCACUAACAAGGAGUACAAUGGCAGCACCAUAGAGAUACUAGGAAACAGUAAGAUAUUGGACCCGGUUAGAGAGCUUUCGGUGGCAUCCGGUACCGGAAAGUUUCGGUUUGCUAGAGGGUACGCUACGCUUGAAACUUAUUUUCUGGACAUUCCGAGAGCAUACUCGAUCGUACGACUCAACAUAACAGUGGAACACAAGUAGAGAACUAAAAGAGUGUGUAUGAGAACUGAAUAGGGAGCACUUGUUCGUUUUGUAUGGACUUGUGGUUGCCUUAAUUUGGUUUUUAUUUAGCACCAGUUUUCCAGCGUUAAAAGGGGUAUUUCUUCUCCAACUAAAAAUAAAAGGAAAUCUAGCUAUGUAAUAUGCAAUAAUAUUGAAUCGAAAACUGCCUAUGCAUUUCGAGAGUCCACAGAUUAACUUUCGAAGGGGUAUUGGGAUUAUGACAAGUAGCUUUUGAGAAA